Messenger RNA from Exophiala bonariae, 831 nucleotides. RefSeq lists its product as uncharacterized. NCBI's taxonomy places the organism in Eukaryota, Fungi, Ascomycota, Eurotiomycetes, Chaetothyriales, Herpotrichiellaceae. The record is from RefSeq and is a predicted model, not a curated record. Gene Ontology annotation, molecular function: transcription cis-regulatory region binding; DNA-binding transcription activator activity, RNA polymerase II-specific. Bases 1 to 831 code for a protein of 276 amino acids. Gene Ontology annotation, biological process: regulation of DNA-templated transcription. The transcript is spliced from 3 exons. Gene Ontology annotation, cellular component: RNA polymerase II transcription regulator complex.
AUGGACUAUUUUUCCGGCGCAGCGAUUGAUCAGAGCCCAUAUUUUGGCUCAAUAAUAGAUCCAUCGCGAUCGAACUUUACUUCGCCAGGCGAGGCCAUUAGAAACCUUGUCCAUUUCGAUGGUAUCGACAGGUCCAGAGUUCCGGUGGGCCAGACGUGGGAUCCCAUGAGCUUGGACAUUUUCAAGCCAUUUACAGGCAAGAGAAGGAUGCAAAAUCGCGCGUCCCAACGGGCUUUCCGCGACCGCAAAGAGCGUCACGUUAAAGGGCUGGAGGAACAACUCGAGCUCCUCCACGAGAAACAUCAGGAUCUACGAUGCAGUUACAAUUGUCAAACCAAGGGGUUCGAGAAGUUGGAUUUGAAAAUCUCAAAACUCGGUGAGGAUUUCCGAAUGCUGAGUGCGAAGGUCGGCGGUGGUAUUGUCGGCGACGAAUUGGGUAUCAGCAGUAAGGAACGGGAGCAAACUCUUCCGGGCUGGAGGAGAACAGGCAAGCGCCUUGAGGCCGUUCCCGCGAUUAGACUGCAAGAGAAAGCCACCGGGUCUCGACCGCAAGGAAGUCAGAAAGUCGUCCCUAGCAACAUUGUUCGAAAGACAACUUCAGUGUCAGAACUAUCGACAACAUUUGCACUGCAGGACGAAGUUGAUGCUUUCUUUCCCGUCACGACGGUGGGUCUCCCUUGUUCGUCAGAACAAUCAGCAUGGAUUUCGCCACUCGAUGAUAUCGAUCAAGGUCUACACGACACGGUCUUCGACACGUUGGACUGGACCACGGGAAGUGCGGCGCUAAGGAGCGAAAUCUUGCCGGAGUUAGAGGAUUGGUUGAAUCUGUGA